UAUGCUCCGUUCUCAUCUGCUCAAAAAUGCCUCGUUGAGUCUCAUUCCAAAACAGAACGCGGCGAACAAGUUCUGCUUUUCCAUCGGCUGAGUUCUUUCGUACUCGCUCGCCGUUUUUCUUUUUGAACUUUUUUUUUUUUUUUUCCCUUUUUUCCCCCCUCUCCUAUCCCCUCAUGCAGCCUGCACAGGCACCACCUCCUCUGGCAACCAUCUGCUGCUCGCCGUCGCCUCGGCUCCGACGCGGUCAAACCAAAUUAGCCCGGCUCAUGACAACAGGUCCUCUACGUUACGUGUUUGUUUCCAUUAAUUUCAUUUUUUGGGGGGGGGGGGGUGGGGGGGAGGAGGGGCGUCUUUGAAGGCUGAGCGUGCGGAUCCAAUCGAGCGGAAGCCCAAAACCGGAGGAUUUUAAUGCAAGCUCGGCUGCCUUUAAUGCUUUGGGACCAUCCUGGUUUUAAAGGUGACUUUUCCGUUGGCAAGUAUUUUAAAAAAAUGAAGAUAUCACGGCGCAAUUUGACCGGGAUUUACAUUUUUUAAUCCCGUGAAAUAAAGGUGUGGCAUCUCCGAUUUUUAAAAUUGUUUCAAAUUUUUUUAUUCCUCUGCAAAAGAAGAGAAUCCGCAAUGUAUCCUGAUUAACUUACCCUCUUCUUUUACAUUUUUUUUUAAUGCUACAAUAACGCUUUGCAUAACUCGCCCCCCACCUCUUGGUGUCGCCUGAAGGCACCGCGCAUGCGCACCACUCAUACCCCCCGCCCCCCUCCCCCUCGCUGGCUUGUCACCAUUUUUCUUCUGGUUGGAAAAGUGUCACCGGUGACGUCAAUCAGCCGCCUCUGACCAAUUAGAGAGCGGCCCGAUUGUUGUGCUCGGCGGGCUGCGAGCGCCCACCGCGAGCCGCUAUUCUCUAUCAAAUGCGUCCUGCUGCCCAGCGAACGUUGCCCCGCCGCUAGACGCAACUUUAAAAAGUUUAUUAUUUUUUUCCCCCCUUUGAAUUGCGAUUAAAACAUAUUUGUCAUCAUUACUGUUUUGCCCGCUGUCAAGUGCAAAAAAGAAAGAAAAGAAAAAAAAACCAACUCCAAAAAUUCGGGUAGUAAUGAGCGCCGAUGCGCUGGGAAGCCCCGCGAUGGACCCUGCCUUCUCCAAACGGAACGCGGCGCUGAGAUUAGUUGACUUGGCGGGGGCUCACCACCACCACCUCCACCACCAUCAUCAUCAUCACCGCCACCCUGCCCCUCCGAGCGUGACAGGCUUCCCGGGGUUCGGCAGCCAUCCGCACUCAAUGGCUCACGUGCACCCCGGGGAGAUGACUGCGGAACCCCGCCUGGGGCCGAGUCCAUUCGGGCCAGAACACAUGGGGCACACGGCGGCCCUCAAAAUCAGCCCAGCCCAUCAUUAUCCCCUGCACCAUCACCAGCAGCACCAGCCUCAGCACAAUCAUCACAUGGCAGGCCACAGCGAAGUGGUCUCCGGUCCAACGGGAGCUUUCGGGGCGACGCCGAUGCCCUACUCGGGUAUGACGCACCCGGCCCAGGCUCUGACCGCAGGUAGGGACUUCCUCCGAGCCACGCCGGUUCUGGCCGACCACCACCACCACCACCACCACGCCGCCGCCGCUUCUUCUCACCACGGAAUGUUUGUCUCGACAACAGGUAGCUACCCCGCGCACUACGGCCACGACGCCGGCAACCAUGCGCUCUUCUCCGGGCUGCACCAAGAGCAAGCUCCGGGCGGCCAAAUCCGCUUGGGACUACCGGGGGACAUGUACGUGCGCUCGGAGCACUUGUCGGCGAGCACCCGAGCCGACGCCUUCUACGGAGGGCUCAAUCUCAACCUGGGCGCGCACCCCGCCCACCACCAGCACCACCACCACCAGCACCACCCGCCCCACGGAACCGGCGCCUUCUUCCGCUACAUGCGGCAACCCAUCAAGCAGGAGCUCAUCUGCAAGUGGCUGGAGCCCGGAGAGAACCGCUGCGCCCGGACCUACAGCACCAUGCACGAGCUGGUCACGCACGUCACCGUGGAGCACGUCGGCGGGCCCGAGCAGGCCAACCACGUCUGCUUCUGGGAAGAGUGUCCACGCGAGGGCAAGCCCUUCAAGGCCAAGUACAAGCUGGUCAAUCACAUCCGCGUGCACACGGGCGAGAAGCCCUUCCCGUGUCCCUUCCCCGGCUGCGGCAAAGUCUUCGCUCGCUCGGAAAACCUCAAAAUCCACAAAAGGACGCACACAGGUGAGAAGCCGUUCAAGUGCGAGUUCGCCGGCUGCGACCGCCGCUUCGCCAACAGCAGCGACCGGAAGAAGCACUCGCACGUGCACACGUCGGACAAGCCGUACAACUGCAAAGUGCGCGGCUGCGACAAGUCCUACACGCACCCGAGCUCGUUGCGCAAACACAUGAAGGUGCACUGCAAGUCCCCGCCGCCGCUCAGCUCCGGCUACGACUCGUCCACGCCGUCCCUGGUGUCCCCCUCGUCGGAUCCGGGCCGCGAGCCGCCGCCGCCGCCGCCGCCGCCACCGUCGGCGGCGCCCGGAGGCCCCCCACACGCCGGCUCCUCCGCCAACCUGAGCGAGUGGUACGUGUGCCACAGCUCCGGGGCCAGCGGCGCCCACAGUGGACCCUCCACGCCGGACUCGGCCACCGAGGACGAGCCCCCGUACAGGAACCGGGACCCGAGGGAUAACUUUUAGUCUCGCUGCCAAAAAGAGUGACUUUUUUAAAAGACACAAUAAACACAAUUUUUUUUUUUUUUUUUUAAUGGAGCGAUUCGUGUUCAAAUCAUGUGUGGACUUUGUGGAACAUUCAUGUAGUGCAGGCAGAGGUGGGCAAAUUGUUGGUCUCAAACAUUUGAUAUAUAUAAAAUAUAUAUUUUUAAAAUGACACAUGGGCCAGGUAAUUGGUAGAUGAAGGAAAAAAAAGUUUUUUUUUUUAAAUUCUUAUUAAAUAAACACAAUCUUAUAUGUUUUACUUUUUGGUCGAUGAAGAUGACGUGAAAGUGAAAAAUUAUGUAUGCUCUUUGCGGCUUUAAAAAAUAUAUUUUUUUUAAUCAACAGACUACAUAAUUUACACUUUUUGACAAAUGUGCCAUGCAUGUUAUUUGUAUUUGAGAUUUUUAAAAAAGUAAAAUAUAUAAGAUUAAGUUAAAAACAAGUUAAAAAAUAAAAUAAAAUAUGUAAGAUUUUGUUUAUUUUGUAAAUAUUUAUUUAAUAAAUAUCUAAUCUUAUGUAUUAAAAUGAUGGGCCAGGUCAUUCGUUGAUGAGUUGGGAAAAAAAUUUCUAAGAUUUUUUUUAAAACUCUAUUUUAAAUUUCCUUUUAAUGUAGAAAUGUUUUAAAAUAAACAAAAUCUUAUAUUUUUUUCCUUUUUUUUGACAGCUGGGUCAGGUCAUUUGUGUAUGAGGUGAAACAAGGGAAAAUAUAGAUUUUAUUUUAAUAUUAAAAAAAGACAUCUUGCAUAUUUCAUUUUUUUUUAUUUUAAAAGUAUUAAGAAAUGAUUUGUUCAAGAGUUUAAAAAAGUUAAAUAUAUAUUAUACAUUCAUUUUAUGAAUAUUUUGAAAAUAAAAUAUUUUUCUUAUCAUGUAAAAAUGACCUGACCCGUUUGUCCGUUAAAAUCAAACAUCUCCCUUUACACAAUUCAUUCUUAUAGUUUAAUUAUAGUUUGUUGACCAACCAAUUAAAAAUGCAAACAUAUGAUUUUUUUAACCAAUAUUUUCAUUUUAUUGUUUACAUAAGACAAUCAAGGAACUAUUGAAUAAGAAAUAAACAUUGCUAAGAAAUUAACACUACAUUUUAAUUAACCAAUUUUAGAAAAAAAAUGGUCGAAUGAAUGGAUUUUUAAAAAUAUAUACAUGUAAAGUACUCAAUGUAAAAGUUCAUUGGCCCUGUAUGUGGUCCGCGGGCCAUACUUUGCCCACCUCGACGUUGACUUUUAGCGCAUGCUUUGUGUGUGUGUGUGUGUGUGUGUGUGUGUGCGUGUGUGUUUUUAUAAAAUUGUAGUCCCAUUUUUUUCUCUCUUAAUUUAUUUUUCAAUCUGGUUUUGUAUCCAAGAACCAAAGUGCACGUUUGAAAAACUCAUCGAGGCCAAAAUGUACAUUUUGUAAAUGUUGUCCAUGUUUGGUAAUUUUGUACCCAAACGUUUUUUUGUUUUUGCUUUUUGUUUACAUUGAGCUGGUUUUGUGCAAAGGCUCGUCCAGCGAAUUCAUUUGAUAUACUGAGCGUGAACGUGAACACGGUUUAGUGGCUUUUCUACGAAUUAAUGUCCUUUAAUUAUUUUUUUUGUUUUGUCCCCCCCCCUCGCCCCCCAGCAUCGAGCAGCACUCACAAUUCUUGUACUGAACUGCCUUGUUAUUUGAGUAUUUUGCAUAAACCUCGCCAAAUAAAAGUGAAGUGCUCCUUUACAUUGGAGUUUUCCAAUGUUCUUUUUUCAACUGAA
Phyllopteryx taeniolatus (common seadragon) is the source of this 4422-nucleotide messenger RNA. It is a transcript of the gene zic4, whose product is annotated as zic family member 4. The record is from RefSeq and is a predicted model, not a curated record. Gene Ontology annotation, biological process: regulation of transcription by RNA polymerase II; central nervous system development. Gene Ontology annotation, cellular component: nucleus. The coding region runs from base 1088 to 2683 and encodes 531 amino acids. Lineage: Eukaryota; Metazoa; Chordata; Actinopteri; Syngnathiformes; Syngnathidae. The transcript has 2 exons. Gene Ontology annotation, molecular function: DNA-binding transcription factor activity, RNA polymerase II-specific; RNA polymerase II cis-regulatory region sequence-specific DNA binding.